Pelobates cultripes (western spadefoot toad) is the source of this 228-nucleotide messenger RNA. NCBI's taxonomy places the organism in Eukaryota, Metazoa, Chordata, Amphibia, Anura, Pelobatidae. The record is from the annotation of a GenBank genome assembly.
AUGCGCUCUGAGGAGCUACCCGGAGUAGAGUGUAUAGAUAAUAUUUUUCCUUUUUCCGACAUAGAAUGUGAAUUGGGUACCGAGCAAGAGACACCCUUGGUGUGCCUGGGUAAUGAGGUAGAACCUCCCCAUACUGAAGACCCUAUUGAAGAAGUGGAGUUUCAGGAUCUCAGAGUCCCCCCUGGUAACUUCCGAGCAGCCGAAUGGGAAGAUAUGUCCCUGACAGCA